AUGCGUUUCAAUAACAGCCUCCUCUUGCUCGCCUCCUUCGGCACCGCAAUCGCUUUCCGUCGAAGUUGCAGGCCCGACAACACUAACGCCGUCACCGGCGCCGGCUUUUAUACUAUGGCAGAAGGCGACACCUGGCUUAAUAUCGCGGCCGACUUCUGCACCACCCUACCAGAGCUGCAAAGGAUGAACCCUAGCAACCCUUCUAAACCAGGAGACAUCUUCAGACUUGCUUGCAAAUCUCGAAAGCGCGACUGCGCUAGGGUACCGGGCUAUGAGGCUGGGUACUAUACGAUCGCCGAGGGUGACGAGUUAUCACUUAUUGCGCAAGAUUUUUGCACAGAUGCCAAUGUUUUGGUGGGGGGAAAUAUCGGCGUUGAUUUGACAAAACCACUCGUCCCUGGCACGACUAUCUAUGUUCCUUGCAAUUGGAACUAG
Molecule: messenger RNA, 435 nt
Organism: Drepanopeziza brunnea f. sp. 'multigermtubi' MB_m1
Lineage: Eukaryota; Fungi; Ascomycota; Leotiomycetes; Helotiales; Drepanopezizaceae
Source: RefSeq, a predicted model, not a curated record